ACUACAAUCAAAAACUUUCCAAAUAAAAUGGAUCUCAAUUCGAUUAACUUCUGGGAAACUCUAAAGAAAAAAGUGGACGAGGCUGUUACCAUUAAAAAACGCGGUUAUGACCAGAUAUUAGGUGAUCUAAAGAAGACACUGCGCUCUAACUUUCCUGACACCCCGAUAUACGCCUUCGGGUCUCGCAUUAUGGGAAUAGCAGAUGCUGACUCCGACCUGGACAUAUACGUGCACCUUGAUGGCAAUGAAACCUACACUGAAAAUCCAACCUCUAAGGUGUCUCAAAAUCAGGUGAAAAUCAUCAAUUCCAUUAAGAUGGAUUCUGGGAAUUGGAAAUUUCUUGAUUCACAUGGAGGAGUGUGCCCCAUAGUCAUAGUUCGGCACAUUGACUCGGAUAUUCAAUGCGACAUUAGCUUCUCGAAAAAAAUAACCGUUGAUCAGAAUAAUCUGAUUAACUACAUCGUUGAUUUGCAGCCUAUUGCUCGCUACAUGGUAAUUUAUCUUCGAGGCUGGGCCCAGAUAAAUGGUUUAACCAAGUUUCGUGGGUACAUCUUCAAUCUGAUGGUCAUAUUUUUCCUUCAAAUUCGUGGCAAACUGCCCAGUAUCAAGGAUCUCCAAGCUGACCUUUCGCCGAACUUUGGCCCUUGGAAAACCGAAUUUGUGAAGCUUGACUUGUCUUCCUUUAAUAUGAAGCCGGUUGCCUUGAAUGAAUCAGAAGUUCGUAAUAUUUUGAAGGAUUUCUUCAGCUACUACUCAGAAUUCAACUACGCCCAAUUGAUCGUUUGUCCCUGGCUGGGAAGGGAAAUCAAUCGCACUAUGAUUAAGGCACACAUGCCUUCGGGAAGCCAGCGCUUUCACGACCUUGUGGUGAUCUAUAACCGUGCACUGGUCAUUCAGGAAAUAGUACACCUGAAUCAAAAUAAAGCGUAUGGUAUAACUCAAAGUGAGCUGAGCAACUUUAAGGUGAAAUGUUCACAAAUGAAAAUGUCAUAAACA
Drosophila kikkawai is the source of this 996-nucleotide messenger RNA. RefSeq names its product terminal uridylyltransferase Tailor-like. Lineage: Eukaryota; Metazoa; Arthropoda; Insecta; Diptera; Drosophilidae. The record is from RefSeq and is a predicted model, not a curated record. Gene Ontology annotation, molecular function: RNA uridylyltransferase activity.